Messenger RNA from Salvelinus sp. IW2-2015, 890 nucleotides. Its product is annotated as protein cornichon homolog 1. Lineage: Eukaryota; Metazoa; Chordata; Actinopteri; Salmoniformes; Salmonidae. Gene Ontology annotation, biological process: endoplasmic reticulum to Golgi vesicle-mediated transport. Gene Ontology annotation, cellular component: endoplasmic reticulum membrane; COPII-coated ER to Golgi transport vesicle. The record is from RefSeq and is a predicted model, not a curated record.
UCUAGCGUUCUCUGCAAUCACAGAAUUCUGUAGUUUCUUUCCUCUUCUGUGUCGAGCUACAUCAGCCAGCAAGCUACACAAAAAUGGCGUUCACAUUCGCGGCCUUUUGUUACAUGCUUGCGCUAUUGCUUACGGCCGCUCUUAUUUUCUUCGCCAUUUGGCAUAUAAUUGCAUUUGAUGAACUGAAGACUGAUUACAAGAAUCCCAUAGAUCAAUGUAACACAUUGAAUCCGCUUGUACUCCCGGAGUAUCUCAUCCACGUGUUCUUCUGCGUGAUGUUCCUGUGUGCUGCUGAGUGGCUCACCCUCUGCCUCAACAUGCCACUGCUGGCCUACCACGUCUGGAGGUAUAUGAGCAGGCCGGUGAUGAGUGGUCCAGGCCUCUAUGAUCCAACAACAAUCAUGAACGCUGACAUCCUGGCCUUCUGUCAAAAGGAGGGCUGGUGCAAACUGGCCUUCUACCUCCUCUCCUUCUUCUACUAUCUCUAUGGGAUGAUCUACGUGUUGGUGACCUCUUAGAGUGGUCAGAGGAAUGAUCUGCAUGUACGAGAUGAAACACUGGUUUUAGUGGAGAAGCUGAAACCGGGACCUGCAGGAAGACUGAUCAUUUACCACAGAGUGAUACAAGAUGUCCGCCGUUUCAACAGGAUGGACUAAACCCCCCCUCCCCCUCCCAGCGCAGAGCAGAGCGGCCAUUACUAUACAAAACAUUUCUCCCUUUAUUUUUAUUUCAAUUUGGGUCACAGCUUUCCUCUCGUUCAUAGUUUUAGUCAGUCCACUGAAUGCUUUCUGAGAGGAAGACUACGACACAACAGACCUUUGGACUCUUUUCCAUUAUCAUGUGAUGCUUUAAAAUUGAUUUCAAAUAGUUUAUCAUGUUGUUUUUGACCU